AUGGACGGCUUCACCUUCCCGCACUUCCCACCCACAAAAUCCUUCGCCCAAUUCGCUCUAUUCCGGCAAGUCGAAAAUGCAGCCCAACUACGCAAGAGGAUUAUCGAAGCCUCGACGAUGGAGGGUGAGAAGGGUGAAUCGGAGAGGGAGGCGGUGAAUUUUGCGUUUAUUGAGGCUAAAUUGAUCACAAGCAGACUGCAUCUCCAAACCGCAAUUCACCAAGCAAUACUAGCCUUCACCCAAGACGCCCUCAAAACGAAAUACGUCCACUCCGAGAUCCUGUUCGCUCUAAACCCAACGAACAAUAUCACAGAAGCCAUCCGCCGCUAUGGCGUCUCAGACACCACAACCGACAUGAUCGUCGUCCGCGUAGGCGACGUAGCCCUCCCACCCUCCAAUGCACAAGAACUCAUGAAAGACGUCGUCAUCGGGCACAUCGUACCCUUCUCUGAACUCGAGGAGAUAACCGAUUGGGCGGCUAUCAAGAAAUACUACAAACUCAACUCGGAACCGGCGAUCAAGGCUCUCAAAGGUGCAGAGGAGCGUACCGCGAUUGAUAAGAUUGUGGUUAGCACCGUCGCAAUGAAGAGCGUCAUGCAGUAA
Messenger RNA from Coprinopsis cinerea okayama7#130, 603 nucleotides. RefSeq lists its product as hypothetical. The coding region runs from base 1 to 603 and encodes 200 amino acids. Gene Ontology annotation, cellular component: cytosol; nucleus; EKC/KEOPS complex. The transcript is spliced from 4 exons. Gene Ontology annotation, biological process: telomere maintenance via recombination; tRNA threonylcarbamoyladenosine modification. Lineage: Eukaryota; Fungi; Basidiomycota; Agaricomycetes; Agaricales; Psathyrellaceae. The record is from RefSeq and is a predicted model, not a curated record.